Messenger RNA from Betta splendens (Siamese fighting fish), 2570 nucleotides. RefSeq lists its product as uncharacterized. Lineage: Eukaryota; Metazoa; Chordata; Actinopteri; Anabantiformes; Osphronemidae. Bases 145 to 954 code for a protein of 269 amino acids. The record is from RefSeq and is a predicted model, not a curated record. The transcript has 3 exons.
GCCCCGCCCACUGGCUCCGAGAGCGAAAGUGAAAGAAACGCGAAAGCGAAAGAAUCCAGGGCGCCUUGUUUGCGUCGGAGCGCAAAUAAACGGAUCUCCGCCGCUUCUGUCUCCAUUCACACAGUCCGAACCGCGGAACGCGCCAUGCCGAACCCUGCCGUGUGUCUGGAGGCGCUGUCGGCUCUGUCCGGCUGCUGCGUCCAGUCGACGGGCGGACCGUCCCAGCUCAGCCCGCAGGACUUCGUCAACGUCGUGGCCCUGAAGGAGUUCUACAGGCAGGAGGGGCUCCGGCAGCUGGACUACCCGAGUCUGGGCAGCCUCUGCCUGGACGACAUGUACAGCUCCCCGCCGGCGCUGACGGCCGCCGCCGCGGCCUCCGGGCCCCGGGUGACCAUCAACCCCGCGGACUUCUUCCACGCUGAGUACAACUACGACUUCACCCGCAUCCAGGACGGUGACAAGCAGUUCCUGCGUGGUAAUGAGCCGUACAUCCGUCCCUGUGGCUGGGACCGCGCCGCCCUGCGGGUCCUGCAGAAGUACGACGAUGGCAACGCGUGGCUCGGGACGGGUCAGGACGCCUGGCCCGUCUCCUACCACGGCCAUAACAUGGACGGUUCCGUCAUCCUGAACCACAGCGGCAAACCCAGCGACGAGCCCCAGUUCGGCCAAGUGGCCGCCGCCUCCCUGCUGGCCGGCGAGACGAGGGGCAGGGGCGUGUACUCCACCCCGGACAUCAAGGAGGCGGAGAAGUACUGCAAGGUGUUCGAGUCCAAAGUGGAUGGGAAGAAGUACAAAGUGGUCCUUCAGAACCGCAUCAAGCCACAGAACAGAAAGAAGUGUCAGCGGGAGAAUGUGUGGCUGGUCUACGUCCCAGAGAACAGCACCGACAUCCAGGCCCGGGCCGUGGUGCAGGAGUCCAUCCGUCCCUACGGGCUGCUGCUGAAACAGGUGUGAGCCAGAACUGGACCAGUAGCCACAGAGCGAGAGGUCAACCUCAAUACCGUAAAUCUACAUCGGGACAAGGGGUCUGUGGGCCAGACUCGGCUCUGGUGCUGUUAGCUGCGUGGGCUUUAAUGAUAAACAGCUUUAGUAGAGGAUCUGUGUGACUCUCAGGGUUUGGGUUUCACAGACAUAUGAAUCCUGUCAGUCCUGCUGCUCAAAGUCUAAAUAAAGGACAAUGACAAUGAGGGCGUUUACAUGCUCCAGCCCAGAAAGUCCAAUGUUUAAAGGUCCAAUCCGGCUCCUCGGCUUUGGAUGUGUCUGUACAGAUGAAAGAUGUCAACCAUGUAGAGGAGUAAUCUGAUUACUUUGCAGCAGGAAAACGUAAUCAGAUUACUCUGUGCACCAUGACGUAAGGGAGCCAGAAUGACUGCAUGUCAGCACACUGAGGAUCACAUGCUGCUGAAUGUGUGUUAAGACGUGACUCCACAAAAGGGUCUCAUUUGCUGUGAUUUGAUUUGAUGUGAGAGGCCAUUUUUGUCCUGAUGAGACCCAGCGUCUUAGGCUUUUAUUGUGAAAAGGUUUGCUCCACACAACUUAAGGUCUCAGCAGGGAGAUGUUGACAUUUGGUUUUGGUUUCUAUUAACACAUCUUCCUUCAACCCACACACAUUCACAUUCUGCUGUACUGAACCCACAAGCUUUUAUUAAUAAACUGUAUCAAUGGGAGGAUCAUGUUGCAGUUCAUCAGAGCUAAAACCUAAACUGUUCACACUUGGUUCUGGAUCUAACUUUAUUCUCUGCCAUCAAGGUCUUCACCGACACAUUCAGUCGUAAUUGAUUAAUUAACAUAUUUGCUCAUUAUUUGGGACCUUUACUAGGUUUUGUUUCCUGCUCCAGCCUCCUACAGGAGUUUCAUUCUGACGUACUGAUGCCGCUGUGCUGAGUCUCAUUCUCCGUCUCUGUGUAACUGAGGAGAAGGUGGCCUUUGGACUAAACUCACUGUGUACUCACUGGGUUAUAGGUCUGUUUCCAGCAGCCAAACAUGUCCCUGAACCUAAAUGGUAGAACCCAGCAAGGAAGAAGAAAGAGAGGCUGACGAACGCGGGGAGGACGCAGAUCCACGGGCUCCAGCAUGGCCGCCUCGGUGUGCCGCCGGCAGACUCCCGGUCCGCUCCUCAGGACAGGUUAAGGGUAGGGACAGGUUACUUAGUGGUUCACAGCCUGGGGAGCUGGUCUCAUGGCACACAGCUUUUCUACCUAUUUCCAACGCCUCACCGGUCACGCGUAGGUGAAUUCCUCUGCUGACACAAACGGCGCCUGAGCAGCGCCCGGUGCAGAAAUACAGCCCGGCGUCGUCCUGCUCCACGUUCAGGACGUGCAGCCUGACGGGGCCACUGUCCAAGUCGCCCUGGACGCUGAAGCGGCUCAUGGGGGCAGCGGGGCCAUCGACGGUGUGGGUGUUCAUGUGACUGCGUCUAUGCGUCAGCAGAGGGAGCAGCUGGUCCGCACGCAGCAGGUACCAGGUGACCUCAGACCUGGACGUCAGGUUGCAGGAGAUCGUCGCAUUCUGGCCCACCGGGACCGAGAGGAGAACAGGCAGGGCUGCGCACAGGUGGUGCACGGGGACAC